AUGGUGAGACCUAAAUAUUCUCCAAUCAACGCCACAUUCGGUGUUCGUAUGGAACAAUUUAUGGAAUCUCAAGAAGAUUAUAUCAAAUAUCAUUCUAAGUUAAAUAGAAAAUUGCAGAAGUUAAGACGAAAGCUUAAUUUAACUACAAGAGAUACCAAGCAUUACUCUUUAAAGGAAAAAUUCUCUAAGUUGACCUUUGAAGACUAUGACAAUAAAAAUAAGCUUUUUGGUGUGCUUUUACUGCUAUACAUUGAAAGAGAUUUAUCUAUCUGUGAAUUAUAUAAGUUAAGAGCAAGAAAUCGUGGAAAGUUUAAAAAAUCUGAAAGAAAAUUGGUCACUGAAAGAUUGAGAAAAUCUGUCAAAUCUGUUAACCGUUUAUUGGAUUUAUCUAAAAAUGAAGAGGAUUGGAUUAUACGUCUCCAAUAUUUAAUCUUUAGUAAAUUGAUUGUUGUGGAAAAUCUAUUAUAUGGGAAAACCGCUAAGAGAAAAGAAAAUGAUAACAUCUCUCAGGGCUUGGCUACCUGUUUUGCUGCUUUACAAUUCUUAGUAUCUAAGGAAAUCAUCAAUCAAGAUUUAUUUGAUUUUAUUCGUUCUAAAUACGAAUAUACUUUAAUGCAAUAUGCUGGUGGGUUAUUGUCCUCGAUUGAUUUACAUAAUUUUAUUACCAACACUAUAAUCCAAAUAAAAGAAAACAAAGAAACCCCAAGAAAUCAAUAUACGGAUGAAUUAAUCAAUUUGUUAUAUAACAAUGGCUUCACUAUUGAUUUUCAAGACGUUGAAAUGAGUAAGAAGGAAAAUGAAACCACUAUUAAACAUAUCAAUUGGAGAGCAUUUAAAUGUACUAUUAAUGAUAACCAUUUAGCUCAAAUGAUUGAAGAAGCUAGAAACGCUCCGAAGGAACAUAUAUCAGAUUACAGUAAUAAAAUUGCUAAGUGGGAAGCAUGUGUGUCUUACCAAGAAAACUAUAUUAAUCAUAACAACAGUAAUAAUGAUGAGGAGAUUGAAGACGAAGAAAAUGAACAAAUCUUAUUAGCAUAUCUUAAAUAUCAAACAAUCCUUACCUCAUUUUCUCGUGAAAAUGAUUUAUUUAAGCAACUAUGGAAUGAAUGGUUACAAAUUGGUCCUCUAUUAACAAAUAAAAUCCUAAAAUACAAAGAAUUAGAUAGAAUAGUGAAAAAUAAAAAGAAAUAUUUACAAGAUUUAAUGGAGUUGCCAGGUGUUUACUCUGAUGAUGAUUUGUUAUCACAGUUGGAAUUAACUCAAAUAUACUUUACGUUACAUGUUAAUGCUGUUUGUUUAGGCCAUCUUUACCAAUUAAAACAUCUCAAUAUUGAAGCUUUAGCUUUAUAUACAGAUGCAUACCAAAAGAUUACUGAAACUUAUUAUCAAUCUGGAAUUAUUUCAAAUGAUGACAUCUUACUUCCUCACAAAAUCAUAAAUAAAGAGGCUUUAGGAAACUUUAUUGCAGAUUUAAAAGCAAAAUUAUCAAGCAUCAUUGCAUUAGCAGAAUUUGAGAGUGAAUUCCGUAAUGUAGAAAAAUCAAAAUACGAUUUUAGUACUAUAGAUAAAUUGACUUUGGGUGGAACUAUUACUUUAAAUGAUGCAAAAUUGGAUAAUUUAUUCCCAUUAAGACCUCAGUUAAUUCCUGUUGGUGCUAAACCAUCACUUUUUGAUGUUGCAUUUAAUUAUAUUCAAUAUGAUAAUAGCUCAAAGACCAUUACAAAUAAGUCACAAGAAAAUCCUAUACAACCUGAAUCAACUUUAAAUCAAGUUGAUAACAAAUCCACUUCUACAGAUAAUAAACAAAAUACACCACCUAAGAGAAGGGGUUUUCUUGGUUUAUUUGGACGUUAA
Molecule: messenger RNA, 1854 nt
Organism: Arxiozyma heterogenica
Lineage: Eukaryota; Fungi; Ascomycota; Saccharomycetes; Saccharomycetales; Saccharomycetaceae
Gene: SRP68
Product: signal recognition particle subunit SRP68
Exons: 1
Coding region: 1-1854 (617 amino acids)
Biological process (GO): SRP-dependent cotranslational protein targeting to membrane
Cellular component (GO): signal recognition particle, endoplasmic reticulum targeting
Molecular function (GO): signal recognition particle binding; endoplasmic reticulum signal sequence receptor activity; 7S RNA binding
Source: RefSeq, a predicted model, not a curated record